Hippocampus zosterae (dwarf seahorse) is the source of this 2233-nucleotide messenger RNA. RefSeq names its product PARP1 binding protein (gene parpbp). Gene Ontology annotation, cellular component: chromatin. Gene Ontology annotation, biological process: negative regulation of double-strand break repair via homologous recombination. Lineage: Eukaryota; Metazoa; Chordata; Actinopteri; Syngnathiformes; Syngnathidae. The transcript has 10 exons. Bases 166 to 1794 code for a protein of 542 amino acids. The record is from RefSeq and is a predicted model, not a curated record.
GUAACAUAUGUUAAUAAUUACACGUUAGAUGAAAAGCGAGAUGUCAAAACAUCUAUUGCAAGGUGAUUGGUUGGGAGGCAGAGACGUCAUCAGUGAUUUAAAAUUUUAAAUCAGCUACUUUGUGGACGUCGAAGGUGCUUUAGAGUUUGAAUUGACCAGGGAAUAAUGCAGGACAUAGGAGAGCGUCUGAAGCAGCUGGUGAGAAUUUUUAGGCGAGAGAGUCACCACUUGCUAGAUUCUGAGAGAACGACUGUAUACGGGGCUGACGCCAUGCUGACGGUGCUGCAGCUGGUCAUGGCCCAAGUCAAUAAGCAGCAAGGCGGCGAGUUCCGAGCGGCCCUGAGCGACGUCCUGCUGGCAUGGAAGCGCUUGCUGGUGGACAAACUUGGCCUCCGGCCCCUGGACGACGAGGUUGCGCCAGGGCAGGGACGUGACGUCAUCCUGGAAGCGUACGAGGCCUUCCUGAAACGCUCCAACGCUGUGGAUCUGGUCCACGUCCUCACCAUGUGCCGGCAGCUCAGAGACCAUUCGGACCUCCCCGGGGAUCUUGUCAACCCUGUCGAGCUAUAUGAGUUCCUAGCAGACAGCACGGAAGUGUCGGCCGCCCCGUCAACACCACCCGCUAAAUCCAGAGCGUGCAACUGGCAGGUCAAAUCUGCGGUGAGAAGCGUCUUCUGCUCCUACCUGAGCUUGCUGGUCAACGCCAAGGACGACCUGGCAUUGGCGCGGACUCUGGACGUCCCCAGCCGGGCGCUCGGACGCCAGACGUUUACCGACGUGAGACAUGCGGCAGGCCGGACUGGCAUGUCACUGUUUUUGGCGGUGACGUCGUUCGUGAGGGCCAUUCAGCUGGGCGGGAAGGGUUAUGCGCCGGCACCUUCGGACCCGCUGAGGAAGCACAUCAAGGGCCUUUCCGCCUACGUCCGCUUCCUAGACAACCUGGAGGACAUCCUCGGGGAGACGGCGGACCCCAGCGUGUGCGGCUCCAAGUUGGUGCGUGCCAUCCGGGGGGCUCUGGUGAAGGCUUAUGACUCCGGAGACGUCUGCGCCGCCGCACAGGAGAUAGCAAAGCAGCUGGAGGAGGAAAUCUGCAAACUGCACCGAGUCCAGAAAGACAGCGCUCACGCAGCUGGGACUGGGAUCAGCCCCGCCAGGCCGAAGGCGCACGCGGUGAAUCGCGCAACGGCGUACGCCGGCCGAGAAUCAGUGAAGGUGCUGCUCGCUCUGCUGGACGAAGAAGCCGCGGCGCAGCCGUGCGCUAACAAGGCCGACCUGCUGUCCGAGGACCGGCCCGGACUCGACGGGAGCCGGGGCACCUCCGUUGUCACCUUGUUCAGAUCUCCGGAAGUGUCCAAGGGAUCUUCUCCAGAGCCCCUGAAGAAGCGAGCCCAGAGCCGCCCAGACCCGCUCAAGCCCAAGACAGGACCGCGAGCCAUCCGAUCCCAGUUUGCCUGCACCUACCGGAAGGAGGAAGAACCGCCCCUCAACCGCGUUCUGCACUUCCCGAGCUCGAGCCAAGCGCCCACCUGCGUGCAUCCGGCACCCAAAGCCAAAAGCGGCGCCGCGCCCGUAGCCGAACCUUCCGAGGUCCCGCUUCCGGGCAGGGGCGACGCCAACCCGCUCCGAGCUCCGAAGAAGACGGCAAAGAAGAGGAAGCGGGCAGAUGCGGCAAGUGACAACGAGCCUCCGGAGAAGAAGAAGCAGACGGCGAAAUCGAGAGUAAAAAGCAGCACCGCCAAAAGGAAGAAAAUGAUCGCCGGACAGACGACCCUGACCGGCUUCUUCAGAGUCUGACCGGGCUCCUUCUUCAGGAUUUUGUUUGCGCAACUUGUGGCAAAACGUCACCUUGGGCAAGACUUGCUUUGACGCUCAAGCCGUCGCGCGCGAAAGGUCAAGAGGCAUUUGUAGGGGGGGCUUCAGGUUGGCGCCUAAUCUGUAAAAUUCAGGGCCGAAAAUCUCCACUUGAGGCGUGUGAAGAUUAUCCACGUUUUGACUGCAAAAAAAGGAGCACUUACCCCCCCCCCCCCCCCCCCCCCCCAUUUUUUGUGGUGGAAGCAGGAUCUCAAAUGAGCCUUAUUUUGAAAAUCAGAGCCGAGGCCAUUUUGGGUGCUUUCGUGUGUGUGUGGGGGGUGUGGGGGGCAAAGUCAAUCCGGAGAGCCUCGUCUUAAAAGGAUGACGCCACACUGUCAAGAUGUCGCAGAGUUCAUUUUCAAUAAAGUUUUAUUUGCUUUUA